Messenger RNA from Oncorhynchus mykiss (rainbow trout), 3366 nucleotides. RefSeq names its product zinc finger E-box-binding homeobox 1. The record is from RefSeq and is a predicted model, not a curated record. Gene Ontology annotation, molecular function: RNA polymerase II cis-regulatory region sequence-specific DNA binding; DNA-binding transcription factor activity, RNA polymerase II-specific. Lineage: Eukaryota; Metazoa; Chordata; Actinopteri; Salmoniformes; Salmonidae. Gene Ontology annotation, biological process: regulation of transcription by RNA polymerase II; anatomical structure development.
GGUACGGGAGGGAGGGAGGGGGGCUGACUCGCUCGGGCAGCAUUCAGACACAGCGAAAGGAUCAUGGCGGAUGGCCCCAGGUGUAAGCGCAGAAAACAGGCGAACCCGAGGAGGAAUAACGUAACGAAUUACAACAACGUUGUGGAGGCCCAGUCAGAUUCUGACGAUGAGGACAAGCUACACAUAGUGGAGGAAGACCCUGAUGGAGACAACACUGUGCCAGAAGACACCUCCGCAGUAUUAUCCCAGAACGGGACGGAGACGCACCAAGACACCUGGGAUGGAGUGAAGGAGGAGUGUGGCUCAGAAGAGGAGGAUGAGGAGGAGGAGGAGGAAGAGGAGGGGGGUAAGGAGAUGAUCCAGCAGGGAGACACGGCGGUCAUCUACCCCAAGGCUCCGGGCGGCAAACAGAAAAGCGCGUCUGAGAGAGGGGUCUCAGAGAAGACCGGCACGCCAGACACCCUCUCCCAGCUCCUGACUUGUCCCUACUGCUCGCGAGGCUACAAGCGCUGCACGGCCCUGAAGGACCACAUCAAGCUACGUCACGAGAAGAGCGAGGACAACUUCAGCUGCUCCCAGUGCAGCUACACCUUCACCUACCGGACACAACUGGACUGUCAUAUGACCCAACACAAGAACCAACACAAGGAUCCUGUACAGCGUCAUGUACCCCAGACCACCACCACAACAAUAACAACAGGGGGGAACAGGAAGUUCAAGUGUACUGAGUGUUCCAAGGCUUUUAAAUAUAAGCACCACCUGAAGGAGCAUCUUCGCAUCCACAGCGGUGAGAAGCCAUACGAGUGCCCCAACUGUAAGAAGAGGUUUUCCCACUCAGGGUCCUACAGUUCCCACAUCAGCAGUAAGAAGUGUGUUGGCAUGGUGCCUGUCAACGGCAACCCCAGCCCAGUCAUUAAGGUCUCCAACCAGACCCCCAGCCAGACCCAGCCCUCUGGCCCCGCCGCAGCCCCAGUCCGAGUGCUCCUCCGGGGGGAGAAGACAGACAGCAAGCCCCUGCAGGAGCAGCUCCCCCACACUCAGAUUAAAUCUGAACCUGUGGAUUAUGAGUUCAAGCCGGUGGUGGUGGCGCCUAACGGGGCGGUGGGGACGAAUGGGACGGUUUUUAAUGGUGGCGUGGCGCUACCCCAGGGCACGGCGCUGCCUCAGGGCAUGGUCCAGGCGGUGGUACUGCCCACCAUGGGUCUGAUGUCUCCUAUCACUAUUAACCUCAGCGACCUGCAGAACAUGCUCAAGGUGGCCUUGGAUGGAAACGUGCUGCGUCAGGUGUUGGGGACGGCCAACGGGCUGGUGACCUCCAAGCAGGGGUUUGUGACACAGGCUGGCCAGCAGGUAAUCUCAGCCAUCAGCCUGCCUGGCUUCGUGGACCAGGACGGUACCACCAAGAUCAUCAUUAACUACAGCCUGGAGCCAAGCCCAGCCCAGCAGCCCAACGCCCCUCAGCUCCUCAAGCAGGAGGCUCCCCCUCCCACCACCAACACCAACACCGCCAGCGCCACAAACACACAGCCCGCCUCCAAAGUAACAGAGAACCUCCCCCAGGACCUCCACAUCAACAAGACCGAGCCGGACGACUCGGAGCACGAGUCAGAGAUGGAGACGGAGGAGACAGAGACUGAAGCUGAGACACCAAAGGCCCAGACAGGCAAGACAAGGUGUCUACUGUGUGACAACUGUCCUGGUGAUUUGGAUGCACUGCACAUGCUCCAGCAUUGUAAACCUGCCAACGGGGAUGGAGGUGACAGCGCCACCCUCGACCCCUCCAUCGCCGCCCUCCUGGCCGAGGCAGGGAUAACACCAGGCCAGCAUCCUCUAAAGAAUCUGCUCUCACUCCUCAAGGCCUACUUCGCCUUAAACGCCGAGCCCACCGAGGAAGAGCUGGCCAAGAUCUCUGACAAUGUCAGCCUGCCCGUGGACGUGGUCAAGAAGUGGUUUGAGAAAAUGCGGUCAGGUCAGAUCACGGUCGGACCCCCUGGUUCCUCUCCAGAUGACUCUGGACUUUCAGAUUCCAGCACAGAGACCCAGCUAGACCAAGAGAAGAGUGGGACAGAGAUAGAGGAGCAGCAUGCCUCAGCCAAAACACAGGAGACAUCAUCUUCCCAACCUGCCAACAGUUCCCCUGCCUCGACGUCCCCCUCUGUCUCAGCCUCGGCCCCCUCACCACUAAACCUCUCCUCUAGCGGGCUGGUCAUCGUGAAGACUGAGGUCGACUCUGAGCGCGAGGCUCAAGAUCUUCCCCUGGACCUGUCCCUUCCCAAGCAGCCCCAGUCACAGCCCCAGGUCCCCCAUGUUCCACAGGAGCAGCCCCUCAACCUCACCUGCCUGAAGGAGACAGUCCAGGCCCAGCUCCCAGGACUCCAGGGAACCACCAACACCAUCUACGUCACCUCCUCCCCCCAAACGACCAUCCCCAGCCCGGUGAACAUAAUGACCACCCGGCUAGUAGCCAUCACCAACCAGGGCAGCGGUGUGCCCUGCCUCAGGGCCAUCUCCACCGGCACCACCAAACGGACCAUCCUCAUCCCCCAGCUCACCUACACAUACACCACUACAGCAUGCAGCGGCACCACUGGGGCCGACGGAGCCCAGAAGACCGUCAGAAUCAACGGCUGCCAGGAGGAGAAGUCUGCCACCAGCUCAGAGGGUGUGGCGACGGUAGAGGAGCAGGAUAACUCAGACUCUUCCCCUCCGCUGAAGAAGAUGCGUCGGCUGCAGAGCGGGAUGUACUCUUGUGACCUGUGUGACAAGAUCUUCCAGAAGAGCAGCUCCCUGCUCAGGCAUAAAUACGAACACACAGGAAAACGGCCACAUGAGUGCGGCAUCUGCGACAAAGCCUUCAAACACAAGCACCACUUGAUAGAACACACGCGACUGCACUCCGGAGAGAAGCCCUACCGCUGUGACAAAUGUGGCAAGUGUUUCUCCCACUCUGGCUCCUACAGCCAGCACAUGAACCACCGAUACUCCUACUGCAAGAAGGAGCCCCAGGGAGGGCGGCAGGGGGGACGUCAGCUCGGGAUGAGCCCCGAAAGGAGUCCUCAAACAGAAGAGCAGCAGUCAGACAGCCGACCCACCUCCCCACCUUCCCAACUGGACUCAGACGAGAGGGAGAGUGAGGAGGAGCUGGAAGAAGAGGAGGGCAUGGCGGCCAUGAGCAUGGACGACAUACGGGUGGUGCAAGUGGGUGAGGAUGACGAGGAGAGUGAGAUCUACGAGGUGGAGGAGUUUGAGGAGGAGAGGCAAGAGGAGGAGGAAGGGAGCAGAGAGGAAGAGGAGGAGGAGGAAGAGAUCAGAGAGGAGGACCCAGAGAUGCAUGUUGAUCACAUCUCCUACCUCCAGCAGCAGUGA